This is a messenger RNA of Funneliformis geosporum, 188 nucleotides long. The record is from the annotation of a GenBank genome assembly. NCBI's taxonomy places the organism in Eukaryota, Fungi, Glomeromycota, Glomeromycetes, Glomerales, Glomeraceae.
UCUUAGCAGUUUACUUAUAUUAUCGGAUAGUCAACCAAAAAUUAACGGUUAAUUCACAAACCCAAACCGAUUACCUGCCUAGUUUAUUCGAUAAAAGUACCCAAACUUCUUUAACCGUUGACAAAAUUAAGGCCUUAGAAAACAAAGCAGAAGCAUUAAGAACCGAAUUAAGCAAAUUUACCCACUGA